Messenger RNA from Drosophila mojavensis, 4925 nucleotides. It is a transcript of the gene boi, whose product is annotated as interference hedgehog. Gene Ontology annotation, molecular function: protein binding. Lineage: Eukaryota; Metazoa; Arthropoda; Insecta; Diptera; Drosophilidae. The record is from RefSeq and is a predicted model, not a curated record. Gene Ontology annotation, cellular component: plasma membrane; axon. Gene Ontology annotation, biological process: axon guidance; cell-cell adhesion. The coding region runs from base 730 to 4344 and encodes 1204 amino acids. The transcript has 10 exons.
GUUACUUACGUGACGCGACGCUGACAGGUUGUGUGUGCUCUGCGCGCAUCUUAAAUCGUUCGCCUUCUCCCAAAUUGCUUUUGACGUGUUUUUUUCUGUUUCAUUUUUUUGUUGUUGUUAUUAUUGUACUGUGUGUGUGAUCGCAGCCCGGGAACUGUGCGAAAUUGUUAUCAAUGAGCUGCAGCCACAGAUGUUAAUGAUCAUCUGGCUAGUGAGGAUUGCGCCUACCUGUUAAUGUGCGCGUUAAUUGGCAGCAAAUGCAGUUCGCCAAAUAAAAAGAAAACAAAACAAAAUAACCGAAAUCAACGCAGAUCAGAAGAAGCAGAAGCAUAAGUGCGUGCGAAGUGGUUGAGCCGUUUGCAUUGUUGCUAGUGCAAAAGAGAGCAGAGCGGAAAGUCUCUCUUCAGAAUUGAGAGCAAUGACAAUUGAGUGAAUCGAGUCAAGGAAGGAAACGGCUAGCAUCGCCUUGAUUUUGGAAUCCUGCACGGAUUGAUACAGCCAAAGAUGCGCUCUUAGCAGGUGCGAGCAGGCGAGCGCUGAACUGUGCGAAAGAGACAGCAAAUCGUUCACUGAGCGAACUUUCGUGGAGGACAAAGGGCCGCAAAUCAAAAGGCAAACGCAAAGCACAGAGCACAGAGCAGAGAGCAAAGCCAAGCUGAAAUCAGAUUCUCCCAAUCUCUCCCUUUCACCCACCCUCCCUUCCUCUCUCUCUCUCCUUGUGGAGCAGAGAUGUGUCGACGGAUCACCUCUGUGCCGCGGCUGCUGGCGGUGCUCAGCUACCUCAUAGCCAGUUGUAGCUGCAGCAACAGCAACAGCAACUCGAGCAACAUGCUCGGCGUCUACAUCGAACGGGCACCCGAGUCGGCGAUCGCGCCCAAGGGGGACGAGGUGGUGUUUGAGUGUGAGCUGAACCUGCAGCCGGAUCGCUUGGAGUGGCGCUUCCGGCCGAGCAGCAGCGAGCCGUACCGCUACCUGCGACCGGCUGCCGGCUACAAUGUGACCAGCAGCAACGAGGAGCGCACCUGGAAGCUGCGCAUCUAUGUGAACGCCCAGACGCUGGGCGACUACCAGUGCGUCGCCUGGUAUGGGCCCGGUGCGAUCGCCUCGACGCCCGCCCGCCUCACGCUCGUCUCCAUCUCCAUCGACAAUCCGAGCGUGGGCCGGCAUGCGGUGCGCUGGAGCGUGGCGCCCAAGAACUGUGUGCUGCUGCGCUGCGGCUCGGUCAGCUCCAGUCCGCCGGCCAUUUGGAGCUUCUACCGGAACGGCGAGAAGCUGCCGCAGACGGAGCUGCUGCCAGGCGCCGCCGGCGCGCUGGUCCUCAACUCGGUCAGUGCCAAGGAUGCGGGCAACUACACCUGCGCGGCGACGAAUGCCAUCACCGGCGUGGAGCUGCGGCUGCCGCAGGUGAUCGACUUGCGCGUCGACUAUACGGAUCGCACUCCGCCGUACUUCCUGCUCCAGCAGCCGGCCACGCAGGUGGCCGCUCGGCCCGGCGAAACAGUUGUCCUGGAAUGCCCGGGUGUCGGAUCGCCGCGGCCCGGCGCCGUCUGGAGCAGUCCGAAUGUGCCCAACAUCUACCACAACCGGAGUCGUGUGCUCGCCUACGGACUGCAGAUCACGGACAUCCGGCCUGAGGACCAGGGCUCCUAUGUCUGUCGCCUGGACAACGGCAUUGCGCCCGUGCUCGUGCACAUGAUCAAGCUCAGCGUGCUCGAGCGACCGCGCAUCCUGCGCGGCCCCGAUCCGACUCUGACCAAUGAGGGCGAUUCCCUGGCGCUCGAGUGCGCGGCCACCGGGCAUCCCGAGCCGGACAUCUAUUGGCUGAUCAACGGCGAGGAUGCCAGCAACGACAACGAAACCCUCAUCGAGCACGGACGCCUGCUCAUCCAUCAUGUCCAGAAGCGCCAUGCCGGCGUCGUCCAGUGCUUUGCACGCAAUCAACUAGGCGAGACGAGCGAGGCCAACAUAUUGCGUGUGAACCCGAUGCAGAUCAGCGGCGAUGACUAUCAGCCUCUGGGCGAGGUGCCCAUGCGAUCGGCCCACGAUCUGGUUAACGGUGGCUACUCAUCCGGCUCCUCGGCCUCGUCGUCGUCCUCGGGCGGCGGUGGCUCACGCAACAAGAAGCGCAAAUACAUGAGAGUUGCGAAUAUGGUGCCGCCAUCGCGACCCAAUGUCACCCGACUGGCCGACGAUGCCGUCAUGCUGCGCUGGAACGUGCCCAAGAACGAUGGUCUGCCCAUACAGUUUUUCAAAGUCCAAUAUCGAAUGCUCGGCGACAACGCCCGCAAGAUUCCUCGCGAAAAUUGGCACACAACCAACGAGAACAUACCCUAUGGCAGGCAGCAGCAGCGUGAGCGGGAGAGGGAUCGAGAUCGGGAUCGGGAUCAUCAGCGGGACCAUCAUGAGCCGGCCCUUAAGAACUUCACAUCGUCAGUGACGGGCCUGCGUCCGGAUCGGAAUUAUCGCUUCCGCAUCAUCGCCGUCUACUCAAACAACGACAACAAGGAGGGCAACACCUCAGCCAAGUUCUUCCUGCGGCGCGGCGCGGCCAAGUCGAAUCUACCCGUGCCCGAGCUGCGCGAGAUUGAAUCCUACUCGGAAUCGGCUGUCGUGCUCCACUGGACGCUCGCAUCGACAUCAGCUGCCCAGCUGCACAAUAUCGAUGGCUACUACGCCUACUACCGUCCGGCAUCCUCUGCCUCCGACUACCUAAAGGCGACUGUCGACGGCGGCCAUGCGAGGCGCUUCAAGAUCGACCAACUGGAGCCGGGCACCGCCUAUGAGUUCAAACUGCAGUCGUUCAAUGCACACGCCGCCUCCGAGUUCAGCGAGAUCAAGCAAGGCCGCACGACAAAGUCUGCGAGCCAAGCGCCGCCCGCUGUUGCGCCUGCUCCGAAUGGCAAGUCGUCGGAGCAGCAUGAGAACUCCAUCUACCCGGUAAUAGCUGGCGCCGCUGGUGGCGGCCUUCUCCUGCUCAUAGCCAUUGCCGUGGCCUGUCUCUGCCUGCGUCGUCGCAACAAUCCUCAGCCCGAGGAUGAGAACAAGCCGCAAUUGGAUCACAUUCAGGCGGACUUUGUUACAUCUGCCGUACUGGGCGUGGCACCGCAUCACAAUCACAAUCAUGGCCAUGGCCACAAGCCGGGCGACCUGCGGCGCCUGAAUGGCGUCAUUCCGCGCAUGAACAUCACGCCGAAUCCCCUCGCCCAGGAUCCCACGGCCGACAAGAAUCGCAAUGUUAUGGAGUUACGCUUCCUGCCGCCCGCCAAUGGCAUCCCCGCCGGCGCUGCACCGGAGCAGCCAGCGCGGCACGUCGAGCCGGUUGCUGGCGCGGAUACAUAUGCGGAUGCGGAUGCGGAUGUUGAUGCCGAAACGGAAGCAAAUGCGGACGCCGAUGCGGAUGCAGAUGCAGAUGCGGAUAAUGCAGUCAGUGACAAGGCUCAAACGUGCGCCUCAUCCUCCUGCGAGACUCUGGAGGCAUGUGACGGUCUCAGCCAGUCCCAAUCCCAAUCCCAGUCGCAGUCGCAGUCGCAAUCGACGCCAGUGGCCACGGAGGCGCCCAGCAAGCCGCUGCCGCCGCUGCCCAAAAAAUCAGUCGCCGCCAAAGCGCAACAACAACAACAACAACAACAAAACGGCAAUGCAAUGGUUGUGGCUGCCGCCGCCGCUCUGCACCAGCCUGGCCUGCAUCAUGCGCAGCCCUAUCAUGCGCCCGGCACGCCCACCUUCGCACACAAGCGCCACGACUUUCAGCAGCUGCAGGCGCCGCCGCCUGUGCCACCGCAUGCCACCUACUACCAACAGCAGCAGCAGCACCAGCAGCAGCAGCAGCAGCUGGUGGCAGGCGGCGCCUCGCCCAUGUUGGAUCAGCAGCGACGCACGCUGGAGCGCAGCGUACGGAGCCUGCAGCAGCAACAACAGCAGCAGCAGCAGCAGCAGCAACAUCCGAGCUAUGGCCUGGAUGAUGGACAAGCCACGCCCACGCGCAUACCCUCGCUGCGUCGGCAGCGACGCGCCUCUGGCAGCCAGCCCCACAGCAGCCACACAAAUCUCAAUAAUCAUCACAGCAGCAGCAACAACAACAACAACAAUAACAAUAACAUCAGCAGCCACAACAACAACAACAACAAUAGUAACAACAACAACAACAACAACAAUGUGCCGCACCACCUGCUGCACCACCACGCCACGCACCACCAUCCCCACAAUGUUGGCAUACCCCACGUGCCGGGCAGUCCGCGCGUCCAGCGUUCGCCGAUGCCGGCGCGGGCUUUGAUCAAGCGAACGCGCCUGGGCAGCCACACGGACAACAUCUCGUCGGGCAGUCUCAACAGUAUUGAGGUCUAGACCUAAGCCACGCCUCACGCCCCACGGCCCCACACCAAACACCCAAUCAGCCCUCGCUCUAAGUACAUCUAUCGUAAUUCGAAUAAAAUACUUCCUUUAUUAUUAUUAUUAUUAUUUUUUUUUUACUUAUUUAUUUAGAGUUUAGUCUUAAGACCUUAGUUGUAUUUAGUUCUUCGUUCAUACAGAUAUAUGUAUGUAUAUCUAGAUUUCUGUAUAUCUGGUGUUAUUUAUUUAUUUAGUUGAUUAACGCAACGACAAUUCGCACACAUUUAUGCCUAACUAUAUUAGUGAGUAGUGCCCUAAGACCACGCCCCCAUUCGACUAGCGGAAGUCAUAGAACCUAGUUAAGAUCUUAGAUAUAUAAGUCGUUCAACUAUUAACUUUAGCUCGCUGCUUAAUUUUAAAUCAUUACAUUUACUUCAUCUACAAGAAUUUGACUUUUUUCAUCGAUAUCCAUAUACAUAUUGAUAUAUCCUUACAAGUAUACAGUUAGUUUAAGUGCUACCAAUUUCCGCACACACAAAAAUCUCCUAAGCUAUUCGAUAAACACAAUAAAAACAAAAUAUAAAAAGUAAACUGAA